AUCUUUUCUUAUGCUCAUCUAACAAAGAUCAAUAGUCUGAAUGCCAAUAGCGAAAUAUUAUUUAGCACAAAAGAGAUAGAAAUAGAAAUUUGUUGUUCCUUCACCAUUCACUAAAUGCUCUUUUUUUUCCAGAUCAACUCAUUGCUAUCACAAUUCCAAAAGAAUUCGACCAUCUACUUCAACGACAACGGGAAACUUUGGUUAACAAUUAGAAUCUUUUUAUUAUUUUUCUUCUAUUUCAGACUGAUCAGUUUUAUUCUCGUACUGAAAUAGCUUCUUGUAAUUAUGCUGCGAGACAGUUUGGUGUCGAAAAUGGAAUAUAUUUAGUUAAUCAUCAAGAUACAUCUCGACAACAUACUGUUUUCUUACGUAGUUCAUCUGCAUGCAUUUUUGUUGCUUGGCAACAUCCAUUUUCUCUCUACACUAUUUCUAAUCAAAAUAAAAUUAUUAAAAGUCAAUAUAAUAUUGAUUUGUCAACAAUUAAUGUUUAUGGUACACGAUAUUUGGGUGAAGGAUUGAUCAUUGGUACUUAUAUUCUAUCUGACUAUUGGCAUACACCAAAUAUCAAUUAUAAUGAACGACAAGCAUUUGUUAAUGCCACUUCAUUUUUUAUUCCCGUACCUGUUCGAAAUCAUUCUUUGAAAUAUGCUGGUGGAUGGGAUAGUAACGAUUAUCAAAUUGAUAUAAGUAAACAACAUGGAAUUUCUGAAUAUCAAUGGUUAAUUGAUCGAUGUGUACAAUUGGGUAUAACAAGAAUCACAUUUGGACCAUCAAAUUCAAAUGUAUCAUCUCGUUUUUCUACGACAGAAGGAAAAUGGUAUCCAACUAUUGAUCUAAUUCGUUCAACUAUUCAAUAUAUGUUAGAUUAUGCAGCUAUGAAAAAUGUCAAAUUGAUUAGUUAUGUCUAUUCUCCACUUGGAUAUCGAGCGGAAGGUGAUGAAAAUUGGUUAUUUCCAAGUGAUCAUUGUGGACCCUAUUGUUCAUCAUUAGCAAGUGUACAAUUUCAAGAAUAUUUUUUAAAAUUACUUGUCGAUUUUGUUGUAGCAACAGGAUUAGCCAUUAUUCAUACAAUUUUACCAGCAAGAGAUUUAGAAGAAUUUAAUCGUUUUCCUGCAAAUUUUUUAGAAUUUUGGAUAAAAUGGUUGAAAUGGAUAAAUGAUAAUUUGGAAGAAAUUAGAAAUUCAAUUCCAUUCACAUCAUAUGCCACAACAGACUGUGACGGUUGGUCAUUGAUGAAAACAAAUGGUUAUGAUGGUUAUUUAUUUCUAUUUAAUCCAAAUUAUUUUCAAAAUAAUUUAAAUUUUAAACUCGAUGGCACAUUAAAUAUAGUCGGUCCGUCUGAACAAGGUUACUGGCUAUUAAGUGAAAUAUAUCCAGAAAAUAAACAUUCUCAAUUUAUUGAAUAUAAUGAAAUAUUAGAACUAAUUCUUGAUGGACAAAGUGCAACGAUUUAUCAACUUUCUUUUAUUCAAUUUCUUGAGAAACCAAUUGUUGUUGGUACUAGUGGUGAUAUAUUUUUAGUAAAGCAAGACACUUUAGCAAUCAAUGGAGUAUUUGUGGCUACUUUAAUGAUAAGUGAACAAGUAGUAGAUCAAUUGAACAAUCGACGUAAUGAAUAUUCCGUUAACUGGAUCGAUGAAGAAUUGAAUGAUGCUUCUUGGUUAGGACCUCAUCGUUUGCUUUUAUUUAUUUUUAUCGUUAAUCCAAAUGAUCAAUGGAUUAUAAAUGCUACUUUAAAUAAUGCAACAGUAUUUGCUAAUAAAGCAUAUAAUACAAGAAAUCCUAUUGAUCAUGAUAGAUUUAUAGGAUUUUAUUUAGAUUUAACAAAUAUGAAAAUACAGGCAAAUAAUGAAUAUUUUGUUUUACUUAGUAUGCCUGAAAUGAAAGCUGGACAAUUUAAAGGUUUAUUUUGGGAAAAUAUUGAACAAAUAUUAGUGAAGCAUAAAAUUUUCAAAAAGUAAAAUUUUUCUUCCAUCAUCUUGUCACUUAUGCUGUGAUAUUAAUUUUGUAUUUAGAUAUGUUUUUUAUUUUUUUCGUAAAUAAGAGUAACAUAUUAGAAAAUAGAAAGUGUGUCCAAUAACAUUGUUACUGUUAAAGGGCAACAAUAGAAAUAAAAACUUUAGUACAAUUUCAGCUGAAACACUCAUUACCACAUAUGGUAAUAGAAUCUCAGCAGGUGUACAGAAAAACUACCCUCUAAAGGGGUAAUAGUGGUAUAUGAUACUGAGAAACUCGGCAAAUGCUUCCGCACAUAGAUAAAAUUCCUACGGUCUUUCUGUCUGAUUUUGUCUAUAAAGCCACAUGCUCUGCUUGUGGUGAAUUUUAUAUUGGAAAGACGUAUAGGCACUUUUGUACAAGAAUGGAUAAACAUCUGGAGGAUCAGCAAAAGCCAUCGAAAAUUCACAACCAAAAGCAACGACUUCAGGUUCCACUAUUUUACUCAGUGUUUCGACUGACUGCGCACUUUUGAAAAGCAUGUCGAGUUGUAAAAUUACAAAGCGUAGAGAUAAAACAUCUACAAAGAAUAGUUGUGUCUCAAUAAAAAUAGGCCAACGACUCCCAAUUACUCGUUCUCAAACGGAUAGCCUACCGUCAACUACGGAACAACUUGAUCCAACUGAUAUUGAAAAAACACGCAAUACUUUAUUGUAAACUAAAACAAAAAUCCGUAUGUACAACAAAAUCAGUGAUAGGCAAAUAUUAUUCAACUACAGGUCACGUUAUCACAAAUAUGACUUUGAAAUCGUAUUAUAUAUUAUAUUAUAUAAUAUUACGAGAGAAUCAUCGUUAUAAACUAUUAGUGAAAGAAUCGUGAGUCAUUAGGACAAUCUCUCCAAUCCUUAAUGGUACAGAUCGUUCCGUACUAUUAUAUGUGUAUUCCAACGGUGUUUGAUCAGCUCUAUGAGAGAGAAAAAACAUUUCGCAUAAAGGCUUGCUUAAAGAGGGAAAAAUAAAGUCACGCCAUCUAUAUUCAAAAUUCGAGAAAAAUUGACAAAGAAAUAGAGUGAAAAGAUAUAUUCACUUGAUAAUGACCGUAUAAAUAGAUCGAAAAUUCGUGUUUUAAUAAUUAUUCUGUUUAUUCUUAAUAAACUCUUAAUUAUGUUAAACCAAGUUAAGAAUGUUUCAGCAGCAAUUGCACUAAAGUUUUUAUUUAGAAAGUGUGUUGUGCUAAUCAAAAUGGAAAAUAAGAAGUAUACAGAUUAGAUCAGUUUAAUUUGUGAUUAAUAUCUCGAAUAAAUUUCUUUUUAUCAUUAUACAUUGAUCUUUUGAAUUGAGAUUCCUAAUAGUCAGACAAGUAACAAUAAGAAAAGAAGAACACCAAAAUGUCUUUUAUGGCACAGGAUUUUCUAAGAUAGCUGUCCAUUGUUUGGACACGUGUCAUCAUACGUACUAACUGGAAUUCAGAAAUUCUUGCAGUUAAAUCACACCUUAUAAAAAGAACUAUUAAAGAGAGCUUGUUGAUGGACAUUUAUAUAAAACAAAACAAAAGAAAAAUCUGUUCACAAAAAAGUUUUCACCUUAAAGUAUUUUGAUGACGUUCCACAUAGUCCACAUAUAUAAAUAGAAAGUUCGAAUAGAAUAGUUUUGUUCGAUCUAUUUUAUUUUGUUGUGUUCUAUACAUGUGACACUCGAUAGUUGAUUCUGAAGUCAGAAAAAUAUUUGCCUAUCACUGAUUUUGUUGUACAUACGGAUUUUUGUUUUAGUUUACAAUAAAGUAUUGCGUGUUUUUUCAAUAUCAGUUGGAU
Molecule: messenger RNA, 3746 nt
Organism: Didymodactylos carnosus
Lineage: Eukaryota; Metazoa; Rotifera; Eurotatoria; Philodinida; Philodinidae
Source: the annotation of a GenBank genome assembly